This is a messenger RNA of Argiope bruennichi, 2178 nucleotides long. Its product is annotated as TD and POZ domain-containing protein 1-like. Bases 230 to 1729 code for a protein of 499 amino acids. Gene Ontology annotation, molecular function: ubiquitin protein ligase binding. NCBI's taxonomy places the organism in Eukaryota, Metazoa, Arthropoda, Arachnida, Araneae, Araneidae. The record is from RefSeq and is a predicted model, not a curated record. Gene Ontology annotation, biological process: regulation of proteolysis; proteasome-mediated ubiquitin-dependent protein catabolic process. The transcript is spliced from 2 exons. Gene Ontology annotation, cellular component: cytoplasm.
ACGUGCUCAUAAUCACUGGCACAAAAAUCAAACGUCGUUGAACGAAUGGGAAUUCCCCUAGCUUUCUCAAACUUAUGAACCGGAAUGCAGUUGCUAUAUGCAGUAAAAGACUGUGUUGGCGUCUGAAUUUUUUCCACGUCACAAACUGAAAAUCAUUUCUAAUAUUUAACUAUAGUCGCUGUUCGUGUGAAUAUACAAAUAUCAACAGUUUAUAAGAGGGAUACUCGGAAUGGCGACUGAAAUAAAUGAUGAAACGAUUGGAUGCACUUUCCAGUGGAAAAUUGAGAAUAUAAGUCAUUGCUGGUUGAAAAAGAACGAAUUCAUAGAGAGUCCUGUUUUCACUGCAGAUGCUCUGAAAGGCACGAAAUGGAAGUUGUAUUUCUAUCCCAUGGGAUGUAAUAAUGAAAAUAAACUAGAUUUUUCUCUUCAUAGAGUACCAGACAACACUGGAAAGAAUUUCGUUCAACUAAAUUAUCUGCUCGCUUUUGUGGAUAAAAGUGGCUCGAUCUUGCACGAAAUAAACGGAUUACCGAAUUUAAAUUUCGGAAUGAAUUCAAUGCGGGGUUUCCUAGAAAGCCAAACACGGGAUUUUAUUUUCGGAAGUGGAAAAGAAGCAUAUCUUCCCGAAGACACUCUGACUGUUCAGUGUACUUUAUGGGAAAAAGAAAAGAAACCUGAUAAAGUCGAGCAUUUAUAUGCCCGAACGGUUUACAUAGUGAAUCGAAGAUCUUUCUUGUGGAGGAUGGAAAAAUUCAGUUCUCUUAAAUCCGGGAAAAAAUAUAAAUUAACCACUGAUUUUAUUGAUUUAGAUUUUUUUAUAACUGAAGGACUAGAUUUUGAAAAAAAAUUAGGCUUAAAAUUUAAUCAUAGGUUUUCUUUAAAAUAUUUUUCGUUUAUAACAUCUGUGGUGGAUUUGGCAGGGAGAAAGAAAAAUUGCGGAACCCAUGAAUAUUUCCAAGAAGAUUUAAGAAAGGGGGUAUCGUGCAUGUUGCUUUCUACUAAAGAGUUGAUGGAAAACCAAAGCCACUAUUUGCCGAAUGAUAUGCUCACUCUUGAGUGUGAGUGUGUCUAUUCAACUGGAGCUGCUACAAAAGAAUUUUGCGGCUUUUUAAUGGAAAGCCCUGAAUCAACGAAUGAAAUUGUUGAAAGUAUAAGUGAGCGUAAUAUCCAAAAAGGGGAAUCUCAAAACUUAUCAAAUCUGGCAGAAGACUUGAAAUCCAUUUAUAACGAUACCAUCUUCAGCGACAUAGAAGUUCGUACUUCAACAAAAACCUUUCCAACUCAUAAAAAUAUUUUAACCGCUAGAUCUCCAGUGUUUAGGACCAUGUUCAGCAACGACAUGAAGGAGAGGAACAGUGGACAUGUCGACAUCACCGAUUUCGAGGAUGACACCGUACACCGAAUGCUUCUGUACAUGUACACGGAUUCACUGGAAGAUCUACAGUUUGAAAGCGCAUCCAGUUUGUACAAGAUUGCUGACAAGUAUCAGAUUCUCUCCCUAAAACGCAGGUGUUCUUUCUUCUUGAAGAUGAACUUGAGUGCAUCAAAUGCGUGUGAUAUUUUGAUUCUUGCUGAUCUACUCGAUGAUGGUGAUCUAAAACGUGCUGCGCAAGAUUAUAUACUGGGACAGAAGAAAGAUUUUUUUUGCUCUCAAGAAUGGAAGGAAUUGAUGAAAACUCAUCUUGAUAUUGCUGCAGAUGUUAUGGUCAGAAAGAUGUAUCAGGAAUAAGAUCCUCCAUGAAAUGCGUACACUCUUCAACCACGUUCUUUUUAGGAUAGGUUAAUAAAAGCGACGAUUAUUUCCACCUCCCAUCCUUGAACUUCCCUCAUGUGGCAGUGGAAAUGUGGAGAAAAGAAAAAGAUAUGGUUUACUCGAAUAUUUCAGAGUGAAGAGUAGCAUUCUCAAUAAUGAAAACAAAAACUGCCUUAAGUAGCUGCAAAUGCUAUCCAUUAACUGAGACUGCUGCAUUCAUCAGAUUAAUUUUGAAAAAUCAUAAUUUUUAAUUAAUCGGUUGAUGAUUUUCAAGUGAUUUUUUCACAAUAUUAUUAAAUUUAAAAAGCGAUUAUUACUUAAAGAAAAUAUAAAUUUUUCUUCCGCUUUCGAAGAAUUUUUUCGUACUUAUCGGCUGUGUAAUUGCUGAGUUAUUGGUGCUUGAUUUAGAUGUACUUAACAGUUUG